UAUAAAAGGGCAACACGUAACCAUGGUAACAGUAAUAAUAGUUUCGCCCAGUAGAUGGCGCUGUUUUCGCGUGUGGAAAAGGAAGCUCUGCAGAAACCCAAACAACAAUGGCGACCUCGUCUUUUGCACUUGCCAGUCCACUGUCCGUGCACACAUUUGGCACGCAAUAUCAACGAAAAUAAACAGUCUACACUUAUCGGAUUGCUAUUAACAAAUUGUGGGACCAGGCGCGCACAUCUUAUAAGCUUAUUUUACGAGAUUUUACCGCAAUUUUAGCCAUUAGCUCCCGUGUUAGCAUUUCGGUUGCCAUGGAAACGUAGAUUUGUUCGGAAAAAAUCCAGAAAUCCUCCAGCGUGGGUUUAUUAACCCUGCGGAUCCACAUGGAGCAGUACAGCAUCCUUGGGCGUAUUGGUGAAGGCGCCCACGGCAUCGUAUUCAAGGCAAAACACAUAGAGACUGGAGAGACUGUGGCGCUGAAAAAAGUGGCUCUGCGAAGGUUGGAAGAUGGGAUCCCAAACCAGGCUCUGAGAGAAAUCAAGGCCCUGCAGGAGAUCGAAGACAACCAGCACGUGGUGAAGCUGAAGGCAGUGUUUCCUCAUGGGACGGGCUUUGUGCUGGUGUUUGAUUAUAUGCUCUCUGACCUUUCGGAGGUCAUCAGAAACUCAGAGCGACCCCUGACCCCAGCGCAGGUCAAAGGUUACAUGAUGAUGCUGCUGAAGGGCGUGACCUUUCUGCACCACAACAACAUCAUGCACAGGGACCUGAAGCCAGCAAACCUCCUCAUCAGCUCCUCUGGACAUUUGAAGAUUGCAGACUUUGGUUUGGCCAGACUCCUGAGUGAGCAGGGGGAGAGACUUUACAGCCACCAGGUCGCCACCAGAUGGUAUCGAGCUCCUGAGCUGCUUUAUGGAGCCAGAAAAUAUGACGAAGGAGUGGACCUCUGGGCAGUGGGCUGUAUAUUUGGGGAGCUGCUGAACUCCUCUCCUCUGUUUCCCGGAGAGAAUGACAUUGAACAACUGUGCUGUGUGCUGAGAGUGUUAGGGACACCCACUCAAGAGACAUGGCCGGAGAUGGUGGAGUUACCUGAUUACAAUAAGAUCACAUUUAAGGACAACCCCCCGAUCCCACUGGAGGAGAUCGUCCCAGACACUUCUCCUCAGGCUCUGGACCUUCUCUGCAAGUUCCUGGUUUAUCCGUCCAAGCAACGCUGCUCUGCCAAACAGGCACUGCUGCACCCUUACCUGUUCACCCCGCCUCUGCCCUCACACCACUCUGAACUCCCCAUCCCUCACAGACGACCCCCCCGCCACAGGGUCCAGGCCCCUCCCCCUGACCUGUCGGUGGACCUGCCUCUGAAAAACAGCCUGGUGGACCCUGAGCUGCUGCACCUGUGGACCUGCCCCUGAAACAGCCCACUUCACUUUGGACUCAGCUGACCCGUGCACAGCUGCAGUUUGCGACGCAUUCCUCCCUGUAUUUCUGUUUCUUUGUGGAGCUGUGGUUCGUGAGCAGACUCAAGGCCGUGUGAGUCUGUGAUUGAAUCAGAGAAGAGAAGUAGAUACACAAAUAUUUAAGCAAAGUUCUGUAAAGAAUUGUAUGUCUUUUCAGGGCAUUAUGUUUCUGAAAAUAGUAUGGCAUCAUUUAAAUACAUCAGGUUACAUCUGUGUUGUUGAAAUAUUGUUUGUGUUGUAAAGUAUGUUACAAAAAUAUCAGACUUUAGUUUUAUUUUUACAUCAAAUGGUAAAUUAUGCAAUAUCUACUCUCAAGUGAACUCAUUUGUUCCAAGCCAACAGGCUGUUAAAGCUACCACUGUUACAAGAGGGAAUUUGUGCUUCAGUGUAUUUAUUAACCAAUGAUUUUUUUUUGCAAUCUCUUUUUUGUUUCUGAGAUAUUUAUUUGUCUUAAUAAGAUAAGAAUGUAUAUAAAAAGUUAAGUAAAAAUUAAAAUUGACCUGCAGUGUUUUUGUCUAAAUAAAUGUUUUAAAAUAAUCA
Boleophthalmus pectinirostris (great blue-spotted mudskipper) is the source of this 1991-nucleotide messenger RNA. It is a transcript of the gene cdk20, whose product is annotated as cyclin-dependent kinase 20. The transcript is spliced from 8 exons. The record is from RefSeq and is a predicted model, not a curated record. Gene Ontology annotation, molecular function: cyclin-dependent protein serine/threonine kinase activity; ATP binding. The coding region runs from base 381 to 1406 and encodes 341 amino acids. Lineage: Eukaryota; Metazoa; Chordata; Actinopteri; Gobiiformes; Gobiidae. Gene Ontology annotation, biological process: protein phosphorylation. Gene Ontology annotation, cellular component: nucleus.